AUGAGAGAAACCGAGAGAUCGACGCUACUAGAAUUGCUCAAAAGUGUAGACUGCGCUGAAUAUCUCCCUUUGUUCAAUACGCAAGAAAUCACACCCGACUUGUUGGCCAGUAUGGAUAAGGAUGCCAUACAAGAGCUGGGAGUAUGGAAGGUUGGUGAUCGGCUCCGUAUACAGUUACUCGUCAAGCUUUUAAGGAUAGAGAAUAUCAAGGGGGAACUCAACGUCAGGACAUUGAGAAAAAGUAUCCAGGUAUCUUCAAGUUCCAUACAGAAUACUAUGAAAGCAAUUAACAUUGAUUCAAUGAAGCCUAAACCUGUGCACAUUUCCUUGAUUUUGCCUGAUGGGAAAACACUUGGGCUUGAUGUAUCGACGAUUGAUGGUAUCAAGAAGAUAUGUGAGCUUGUGAAUAUCCCUAACGGGAGACUCUCGUUUAUUGAUUAUUCAAAUAGUGGCCGUGUUCAUGAAAUUAAAACUGAUCAUGAAUUAGCGGAAAUAUUAAAUGCCGAUACCGAUAGAUCAAACAUCAAGCACAGGUUGAUUGUUUCGAAAAAUGCCGAUCUCACUGUUGAUUCCAUCAACACCUCAAAUAAAAUACACAUGAGGGGAAAUACUACAUUUUCAAAAGGUCAAUCUAUCAAACCAUUUAUGGGUGGAAGACCACCUAGUGAGCUGAUUAGCACAAACUUGAGAGAUUACUUUCCUGAUUUAAAUCAUGAGGAAAUUGAAGAUAUUCGUCGUCGUAGUAUUCGGAUGUCCAUCAACGGGCAGAAGCUAAUUGAGAAACUUGGGAAUACCCCUGUUGGAAAUAGGUUUACGCUAUCAUCUACAAAUGUGAGGAAUUCAGUGUACAGUAGAUUAUCGAAUAUUUCUUUAGCAUCGAAUCGAUUGAGUAUGGCAAGCAUGAUGAGUGGAAUAUCUGAUGUUUCAAGUUAUGGGAUCGGUCAGGCUGUUAAAAUUGAACAAGUGAAUUCAAGGAAACUAGAAGAAGCACACGCACCUGCAGAAGACCAAAAUGACACAAUGAUUGAAUUGAUGGAUGAAAGUGAAGAUGAAGAAUACUUUGAUAUCGAUAAUGAUUUACUUGAGAAGGAGGUUACAGAUGGACCAAGCGUGUGGCAUAGGGGACCCAAAAUUGGGCAGGGUUCCUUUGGUGAUGUUUACCUUGGACUUAAUGGUCUCACUGGGGAAUUAAUGGCAGUGAAACAAGUGGAUGUUAAUAUCGGAGGUAACAAAACCCCUUCUGAGGGAAACGAAACAAAGAUCACAGCAUUGAAAAGGGAGAUUUCGUUUUUGCGAGAUAUGGCACACGAGAGGGUAGUCAGAUAUUUAGGGUGUGCACAAGAUGUUAAUAGAAUGUACAUUUUCCUUGAAUACGUUCCUGGUGGAUCUGUAGCAAGUUUGUUAGGGCUUUAUGGUGCAUUUGCACCCCCUCUUGUGAGGUCAUUCACUAAUCAGGUGUUGAUAGGUGUGCAAUACCUCCAUUCCAAGGGUGUAGUCCAUCGAGACAUCAAAGGUGGUAACAUACUUGUUGACAAUACUGGUGGUGUUAAGAUUGGUGAUUUUGGGAUAUCCCAACGAAUCAACGAGGAAGCAGAUGCAAAAAACAAGAAAUCCGAAUCAUUACAGGGAAGUGUUUACUGGAUGGCACCCGAGGUCGUCAAACAGCAGUCAAAGGAUACAGGGCCUGCGGCUGACGUAUGGGCUAUUGGAGCGUUGGUUGUUGAAAUGUUCACCGGCACACACCCUUUCCCCACUCUAGCACCAAUGCAAGCACUGUUUCAAUUAGGUACAGGUAAAGUGUGUCCUGAUACUCCGGAUGCUGCUAAUGAAAAUGCAAGAGCGUUCCUCAAAAGGACGUUUGCCCUACAGUGCCACGAAAGAGCCACCAUCGAAGAGCUUCUAGAGAUGAAGUGGUUCAAAGAAAGUAUGUAA
Molecule: messenger RNA, 1932 nt
Organism: Pichia kudriavzevii
Lineage: Eukaryota; Fungi; Ascomycota; Pichiomycetes; Pichiales; Pichiaceae
Exons: 1
Coding region: 1-1932 (643 amino acids)
Biological process (GO): protein phosphorylation
Molecular function (GO): ATP binding; protein binding; protein kinase activity
Source: RefSeq, a predicted model, not a curated record